AUGCACCCCAGGUUGACUGAUGCCUCCGACAACGACAACGACGGGCUCCCCGUCAUCCUCCUGCUCGUCUUCGCCCUCGAGAUGGUCCGCGGGAAGAUCGAUGGUGGGGAGUCGAGGCAUCGAGAGGGCGCGGUUGUGCGGAACAACGUUGACAACAUCGGCGGAGGACCAGACCGGAUCAAAAUAGUCAAAAGUCAGCAAGGGACUCGCAACUUCGCCGCCAGACGCGAAGAGUCCGCGAGAUAUGAAGAGGCACUGCGCAAGCCUCGAGGUUGGGGCAGGGAGACAACUUGAUCAUUGGAACCGCGAGAGUGUGCCGAGACAGGAAGGCGAUGGCGAUGAACAACGCUGACCUUAGGACCCGCCGGACACCUCUCGCGGGAAGCGUUUCUGUCCC
Messenger RNA from Gloeophyllum trabeum ATCC 11539, 397 nucleotides. RefSeq lists its product as uncharacterized. The transcript has 2 exons. The record is from RefSeq and is a predicted model, not a curated record. The coding region runs from base 1 to 294 and encodes 97 amino acids. Lineage: Eukaryota; Fungi; Basidiomycota; Agaricomycetes; Gloeophyllales; Gloeophyllaceae.